Ornithorhynchus anatinus (platypus) is the source of this 2283-nucleotide messenger RNA. RefSeq names its product 3-hydroxymethyl-3-methylglutaryl-CoA lyase like 1 (gene HMGCLL1). Lineage: Eukaryota; Metazoa; Chordata; Mammalia; Monotremata; Ornithorhynchidae. The transcript is spliced from 9 exons. Gene Ontology annotation, molecular function: hydroxymethylglutaryl-CoA lyase activity. Gene Ontology annotation, cellular component: cytosol; endoplasmic reticulum. Bases 89 to 1120 code for a protein of 343 amino acids. The record is from RefSeq and is a predicted model, not a curated record. Gene Ontology annotation, biological process: L-leucine catabolic process; ketone body biosynthetic process.
UCUUCCCCAUCUCCCAGCGGGCGGAGCCGGGGCGGGGAGACGGGCCUCCGAGCCAGGGACCAGUUGGGGGACUCAGCCCAGCGCCGCGAUGGGGAAUGUGCCAUCCGCUGUCAAGCAUUGCCUUAGCUACCAACAACUCCUCCGAGAGCAUCUCUGGAUUGGGGACCCCGGGGCUGGGGUCCUCCCCGCCCCUGUGCAGGCAACUCAAUUACCUGGCCUUCCUGAAUAUGUUAAAAUAGUAGAAGUUGGGCCCAGAGAUGGCUUGCAGAAUGAAAAGACCAUCGUGCCCACCAACAUAAAAAUUGAGCUCAUCAAUCAACUUUCCCAAACGGGCUUGUCAGUAAUAGAAGUGACUAGCUUUGUUUCUGCAAAAUGGGUACCUCAGAUGGCAGAUCACACAGAAGUCAUGAAAGGGAUCGACCAGCGUCCUGGUGUGCACUAUCCUGUCCUCACUCCUAAUCUACAGGGUUUUCACAGAGCCGUCGCAGCAGGAGCCAGUGAGGUAUCUGUGUUUGGGGCAGCCUCUGAAUCCUUCAGCAGAAAGAAUAUUAACUGCUCCAUUGGCGAAAGCAUGGACAAGUUUGAAGCAGUCAUUAAAUCGGCAAGACACAUGAAUAUACCAGUGCGAGGGUAUGUGUCUUGUGCACUGGGCUGUCCAUACGAAGGAAACAUUGCACCUGAUAAAGUGGCAGAAGUAUCUAAGAAACUCUAUGGCAUGGGCUGCUAUGAGAUAUCUUUGGGGGAUACAAUUGGAGUGGGGACUCCUGGAAACAUGAAAAAAAUGUUGGAAAGUGUUAUGAAAGAAAUCCCACUAAGUGCUCUUGCUGUACAUUGUCAUGACACUUAUGGACAGGCCUUAGCAAAUAUUCUCACUGCCUUGCAGAUGGGAAUUAGUGUUGUUGAUUCUUCUGUGUCUGGAUUGGGUGGCUGCCCCUAUGCAAAAGGUGCUACAGGAAACGUUGCCACAGAAGAUGUGAUAUACAUGCUUAAUGGUCUGGGAAUCAAUACAGGUGUGAACCUUUAUAAAGUGAUGGAAGCUGGAAACUUCAUUUGCAUGGCUGUCAAUAAGACCACCAACUCUAAAGUAGCACAGGCCUCUUUCAAUGUUGGAAUCGAAUGAAUUUGCUUGGAAGUUUCUGAAGAUCAGUUCCCUGAACUCUCGCCCAUAUGAGAAUCAUUACAGUGGAAGAGAGCUUUCUUUAAAAUGUUUGUUAUGUUGAAGUAUUAUGUAGAAUCACUGUAAUUUUGGAAAUGAAUUAUUCCUGCACAGUAAAUAGCAGAAGACUGACACCAAUUAUAAAAUGAUUUUCAGUGUAUUAUUUUGACUUUAAAUUUUAAAAAGCAUGUAACAUUUGAUGUGAUAAACUAUUCCAAAAAUAGUUUUUUGAAAGUAACUGCAUAUUUCCCCAUAUUUUAAAUACCUUUUUAAUUCUUAAUCAACCUGGAUUAACACCAGACACAUGUUUUCAGUAGUUUAUAAGAUCCCACAUGGUGUGUGGCCUUGAUACUCUGCACUAUGCCUUUGAAUCCUACUUUUCAUUUGCCAAGUCAGUUAAGUUAUGGACAAAGAGCCAGGUUUGAAUGUGACCCUAAGUCAUUUUUAGCAAUAGCACUUUUGUGUUCAGCUAUGGUUAACAUCUGUUAACUAUUUGAAUGACUUUAUCUAGUUCCAAGAGGUUGUGGUCAAUGGCAACUUGCCAAAUCCUGGAAACAUAUUACGACCUCCCAUAUUUGUUUCAUACAUCAAAAUCACUUUACUUUCCUUUUUCUUCAGUUAGGAGUUAUGGCACACAACAAUUAAGACCAGAAAAAAAAGUUUCAACACAGGAUCCAGUAGCUACAAUAAGAAUGGUCAGAUUAAUGCAAUUUACAAAUUUGAUCCUUUGUGUCCAUAUUACUUAUGUGGCCCUUGAAUAUUGGAAAUAUGAAGCAUAUAGUUGGUUUAUGAAUUAAUAAGAAUUCAAUCCUCAAUUUCUUAUGAAUUAUUUUUGGCUAAUUGUAGUUUUUUUCCAUACUAUACAAGACCCUUGGUUUGGAAAGUUGAAUUAGCUGAAAUCUGUCUGUAAAGCAGUCUUUCCCUAAAAUAAUGUCAGAACACUAUUAUUCAAUAAAUCAGAAAUGGACACUAGGAAACUAUUCUGUAAAAUAACUUAAAUAAUUUCUACAGCCUAUGCAAAUCAAAUAUGGAAAGCUGUGUCAAAUUUAAUUUUGAGAUGGCAAUAUUAUUAUGUAUGUAGAUUUCUUCAAUAAAGUCUGGUGUUCUUAUUUUGGAAUAAUUUUGGA